AUGGCAGAGAUCACGGCCUUCCUGCUUCGCGGCCUCGAGCGCCAGGAGUACCGUGGAUACGACUCGGCCGGCCUGGCCGUGGACCUGCUCCAGGCCGGGUCCCCCGACCAGCGGGCCAUCCACAUCGUCAAGAAGACCGGCAAGGUGUCUAUCCUGUCGGCCGCCGUCAAAGAAGACCCGGCCAUCGACAUGGCCCUCUCGCUGGACCAGCACAUCGGUAUCGCGCACACCCGCUGGGCCACGCACGGCGCGCCGCUGGACGGCAAUGCCCACCCCCACACCUCGGACCCGUCGAACCAGUUUGUUGUGGUGCACAAUGGCGUCCUCAACAAUUACCUGGUGUUGCGCUCGUACCUGGAUGGCGCCUAUGCGCUGCUCUUCAAGAGCUCGCACUUCCCGGAUGAGAUCAUCGCCACCCGGCGGGGCAGCCCCCUGCUCAUUGGGCUGAAGAGCGCCCAGCCCCUGCGCGCCACGCACGUCGGUGUGGACGUCGACGUCGGGGCCCCGCAGCACCCGGCUCUGCACAUGCCGACGGCGCGUGGCCCCGGCGGCCCGGGGCACGCCCUCUCGCCGCUGCGGGAUUCGCUUCCCCUGCUGGCGGCCGACGCGCGGCCGCUGCCGUACUUCAUCGCCAGCGACCCGGCGGCCAUCGUCGAGCACACCCGCAGCGUUUUGUACCUGGAAGAUGGCGACGUGGCGCACAUUCGCAAGGAGGGCAUCAACAUUGUCCGGACCACGCGCUCGACCGAGCUGUCGCCCGUGCGCGCCAUCCAGUCCCUGGAGCUGGAGCUGGCCCAGAUCAUGAAGGGCAGCUUCCCGCACUUCAUGCUGAAGGAGAUCUUCGACCAGCCAUCCUCCUCCUUCAACACCAUGCGCGGGCGCAUCAACUUCGACAGCUACACGGUCACGCUCGGCGGCCUGUCCUCGCAGAUGGACACCAUCCGCCGGAGUCGGCGCAUUGUGCUGAUCGGCUGCGGGACCUCCUUCCAUGCGUGCCUGGCCUCGCGGGCCGUGCUCGAGGAGCUUUCCUCCGUGCCGGUGUACGCGGAGCUGGCGUCGGAUUUUGUCGACCGCCGGCCGGUGAUCUUCCGCGAUGACACGUACAUCUUCGUGUCGCAGUCCGGCGAGACGGCCGACACGCUGCAGGCCCUGCGCUAUGCCAAGUCCCGGGGGGCCCUCUGCCUCGGCACCACCAACACGGUCGGGAGCAGCAUCGCGCGCGAGACCACCUGCGGUGUGCACAUCAAUGCCGGGCCGGAAAUCGGUGUCGCCAGCACCAAGGCCUACACCAGCCAGGUGAUUGUCCUGCUGAUGAUUGCUCUGGUCCUCGGAUCGGACAGCGUGGCCCUGGCGCCGCGCCGGCGGGAGAUCAUCGACGAGCUGCGGGUCUUGCCAGACAAGAUUGCUGAGGUGCUCAAACUCAAUGAGGAGCUCGAGAGCCUGACCGAGCACAAGCUCCUGAAGGCCACCAACCUUGUGCUCAUGGGCCGCGCAUUCCAGCAUGCCACCUGCCUCGAGGGGGCCCUGAAAAUCAAGGAGAUCGCGUACCUUCACAGCGAGGGUGUCCAGUCGGGCGAGCUGAAGCACGGCCCGCUGGCCCUGAUCGACGAGCAUCUGCCCAUUAUCUCCAUCGUCGUGCCGGAUGCCUUCCUCGAGAAAUCGAUGAACGCCCUUUACCAGGUGACGGCGCGUGGUGGCCGGCCGAUCAUCAUCAGCACCACCGAUGUGGAUCUGUCCUCGGUGCUGGCCGCGUCGGAGGCGACCGGCCAGGCGUCGGCCGCCGCGCACUCGGCCUCGACCGAGGCCCUGCCAUCAUCCUCGGGCGUGCUUCGGUCGCCGCGCGUCGGCGGCACUGGCGAUCCCAGCCGAACGGCGCACCCCACCGGCACGGACAUCACGCUGCCGGAUGAGGACCAGCUGCUGGACCAGCAGCCCAUCUCGCACAAGCUCCUGGCGGCCGCCGGCGGCCCGCUGCAGUGCAUUCGGGUCCCGCGCACGGUGGACGUCCUGCAGGGGAUUCUGACAGUCAUCCCCCUGCAGCUGGUGGCCUACCAUCUGGCAGUCAAGCGCGGCUUCAAUGUGGAUUUCCCCCGGAACCUGGCCAAGAGCGUCACCGUGGAGUGA
This is a messenger RNA of Fonticula alba, 2124 nucleotides long. RefSeq names its product glucosamine-fructose-6-phosphate aminotransferase (isomerizing). NCBI's taxonomy places the organism in Eukaryota, Rotosphaerida, Fonticulaceae. The transcript has 9 exons. Gene Ontology annotation, molecular function: carbohydrate derivative binding; L-glutamine:D-fructose-6-phosphate transaminase (isomerizing) activity. The record is from RefSeq and is a predicted model, not a curated record. Bases 1 to 2124 code for a protein of 707 amino acids. Gene Ontology annotation, biological process: fructose 6-phosphate metabolic process; UDP-N-acetylglucosamine metabolic process; protein N-linked glycosylation.